Molecule: messenger RNA, 1363 nt
Organism: Mercurialis annua (annual mercury)
Lineage: Eukaryota; Viridiplantae; Streptophyta; Magnoliopsida; Malpighiales; Euphorbiaceae
Exons: 4
Coding region: 405-1202 (265 amino acids)
Biological process (GO): tRNA-type intron splice site recognition and cleavage
Cellular component (GO): tRNA-intron endonuclease complex
Source: RefSeq, a predicted model, not a curated record
AAAAAAUCCAUCAAAAGGAUUGCCAGCACUACCCCUAAUAAGCCCCCCUUUUUCAGAAUCAAAACUUUAGCCCCUACCUUUUUAGGUCCAAUUAGGGUUUUUCUCGUUUUUUAAUUAAUUGAAUUUCCAUAAUUCUGAAGCUCACAGCCUUCAGUUCUGAGCUACAAUCAAGCCCACUAACUUCGCCAUCUUCCUCUACUUUCUGUUUUCAGAAAAUUAAAUAAUCCGAUUCUUUAAUCGGAAUCUGUUUUUUACGGCCCGGUUCACUGUAUAACGUUUCUUUGAAUUGAAUUAAGAAGAAUGGUUCACUUUAAUAGAUCAAAUUGCUUUGGCUAAAAUAUUGAUAUGGAAUUUUAAUUAUGCAUGGGAACUUUGAUUACUGAUUAGAACAGUGUAAUCAGGCCAUGGAGGUGGAGGAUUGGGAAAGCUGUUCUUCAUCUGAAUUGAUUGAUAGUACUGAUGAUACUGCUAUCAAAGAUGAAGAUUUGUGCUAUACGCUCCACUCUUUAACCAAAUUGCAGUUUAGGAGUGACAUCUCAAAGGCCAAAUGGAAUAAUGAAAUGGGAAUGGCUGAGUUGAUUGAAAAAAAGGGUAAAUUGUGGACAACUACCGGAGUUGUUCGGAACGGAAAGAGCUACUGCACAAUUGAGGAAACAUUGUUCUUGACUGAAUUGGGGGCAUUAAUUGUUAUGGAUGAUGAUGGUACACAUAUUUCCUUAGAAAAUUUGUAUGGGAAGAUUGGAGAUGAAAAGAGUUGGUGUUGCUUGCAGCUUUUUGAGGUUUAUUGGCAUAUGAAGUCUUUAGGCUAUAUUGUUGCACGCCAUGGUCUUCCUUGGUCUGUAAAGAGUGUUAAGAGUAUCUGUCAAUCUGAUUCAAUUAAUGGUGCACAAGAAAACAAUGAAUUGGUAGUCGAUGUGCAUGUGAAACAGAUGGAUUCGAUUGCGGAAAGUCUGAAGAAUUUGCAGGUCGAUGAGAUGAGAUUGGAUUUUGAUGUUUAUCUUCCAAAUAGCAAGUUUAGAAAGUCCUCUCCUGGUGAUCCAGCUUUUUUGCUAAGCUUAAUUAGGGGAAAUCCACCAUCCAAAUCUCAAAUUGAAGCCCUUGAGAGACAAUGUGGUGAAAUUUCUUUGAAGUUUUGUCAUAUCGAUAACGGCCGUGUCAGCAUUUUUACCUUUCAGAAGGUUGAGCUUCCUCUGCUACCAUGACUGUCGCAGGAGCAGCUUGAGUUGCAGAUAAUGUGUGGGGAAAGAGAAUAAUUUAAUUGAAUUUAUAAAAUUGAGAUUUGGGGCCAAAAUUACAUGUAUCUAUAGCAUCAAAUUGUAACUCAACUCUGUUUUUGUAAUGGAAUGCAAUUCAUUUUUUUAUC